Rangifer tarandus platyrhynchus (Svalbard reindeer) is the source of this 1596-nucleotide messenger RNA. The record is from the annotation of a GenBank genome assembly. NCBI's taxonomy places the organism in Eukaryota, Metazoa, Chordata, Mammalia, Artiodactyla, Cervidae.
AUGGGUUUUGGAUCAGCUUCAAGAGUGCAUCAUUAUUUUGCUCCCAACCAACAGCGAAGUUGUACAAUGGUGGAUGGAGUGAUGAUUCUUCCUGUGCUCAUGAUGAUUGCGUUCCCUUCCCCUAGUAUGGAAGACGAGAAGCCCAAGGUAAACCCCAGACUUUACAUGUGUGUGUGUGAAGGCCUCUCCUGUGGGAACGAGGACCACUGUGAAGGCCAGCAGUGCUUUUCGUCGCUGAGCAUAAAUGAUGGCUUCCACGUCUACCAGAAAGGCUGCUUCCAGGUCUACGAGCAGGGGAAGAUGACCUGUAAGACCCCGCCGUCACCUGGCCAGGCUGUGGAGUGCUGCCAAGGGGACUGGUGUAACAGGAACAUCACGGCCCAGCUGCCUACUAAAGGGAAAUCUUUUCCUGGAACACAGAAUUUCCACUUGGAGGUUGGCCUCAUCAUUUUGUCUGUAGUGUUCGCAGUAUGCCUUCUAGCCUGCCUAUUGGGAGUUGCUCUCCGAAAAUUUAAAAGGCGCAAUCAAGAACGCCUCAACCCCAGAGAUGUUGAAUAUGGCACCAUUGAAGGGCUCAUCACCACCAACGUUGGAGACAGCACUUUAGCAGAUUUAUUGGAUCAUUCGUGUACAUCGGGAAGCGGCUCUGGUCUUCCUUUUCUGGUACAGAGAACAGUGGCCCGUCAGAUUACACUGCUGGAGUGUGUUGGGAAGGGCAGGUAUGGUGAGGUGUGGAGGGGCAGUUGGCAAGGGGAAAAUGUCGCUGUGAAGAUCUUUUCCUCCCGGGAUGAGAAGUCGUGGUUUAGGGAAACAGAAUUGUACAACACUGUGAUGCUGAGGCAUGAAAAUAUCUUAGGCUUCAUUGCUUCGGACAUGACAUCAAGACACUCCAGCACGCAGCUGUGGUUGAUCACACAUUACCAUGAGAUGGGGUCGUUGUACGACUACCUUCAGCUCACUACUCUGGAUACCGUGAGCUGCCUGAGGACAGUGCUGUCCAUAGCAAGCGGUCUCGCACAUUUGCACAUAGAGAUCUUUGGGACCCAAGGGAAACCAGCCAUUGCUCACCGAGACUUAAAAAGCAAAAACAUCCUGGUUAAGAAGAACGGACAGUGUUGCAUAGCAGAUUUGGGCCUGGCAGUCAUGCAUUCCCAGAGCACCAAUCAGCUCGAUGUGGGGAACAACCCCCGUGUGGGCACCAAACGCUACAUGGCCCCUGAAGUUCUCGAUGAAACUAUCCAGGUGGAUUGUUUUGACUCUUACAAGAGAGUCGAUAUUUGGGCCUUUGGACUUGUCUUGUGGGAGGUGGCCAGGCGGAUGGUGAGCAAUGGUAUUGUGGAGGAUUACAAGCCACCAUUCUAUGAUGUGGUUCCCAACGACCCAAGUUUUGAAGAUAUGAGGAAGGUAGUCUGUGUGGAUCAACAGAGGCCUAACAUACCCAACAGAUGGUUCUCAGACCCGACAUUAACCUCCCUGGCCAAGCUGAUGAAAGAAUGCUGGUAUCAAAAUCCAUCUGCCAGACUCACAGCCCUGCGUAUCAAAAAGACUUUGACCAAAAUCGAUAAUUCCCUAGACAAAUUGAAAACUGACUGUUGA